Molecule: messenger RNA, 3918 nt
Organism: Maylandia zebra (zebra mbuna)
Lineage: Eukaryota; Metazoa; Chordata; Actinopteri; Cichliformes; Cichlidae
Gene: znf280d
Product: zinc finger protein 280D
Biological process (GO): regulation of DNA-templated transcription
Molecular function (GO): RNA polymerase II cis-regulatory region sequence-specific DNA binding; DNA-binding transcription factor activity, RNA polymerase II-specific
Source: RefSeq, a predicted model, not a curated record
UCCCAGCGAGGAGCACCGGGUAUUGGUCCGCACACGCCGAGCUUUUCCGCCGCCUUUGGGCAGCGAUACAUCCCUUGGUGUGUGUGAUGUGCACCCGCUCUUUCUGAAAUCCGCCGUCCUCAGCUCAAGGACUGUGCCGAAACUGGUCCACAAUGUCCGAACUUUUUAUGGAGUGUGUAGAGGAGGAGCUGGAGCCGUGGCAGAAACAAGUUCCUGAAGUUCACUUGAUAGAAGAUGAUGACGAUGAGCCCAUCUUUGUUGGAGUGCUCUCGAAUAACCAGAAGGAUGGAAAGCCUUCUAACCCUCCGACUCCUCAAAGGAAAAGUGCAGCGAAACAAGAAGUAAAGUGCCCCCCUCCUCAGCCUGCUGUGGUCCCCUCACCAAUAGUGCUGCCAUUGAAUAUACCUGGGAAAACAAAGAGUAUUGUACCAACCAGUCUGACAACAGUAACUCCACAGCCUGUUAUUGUCAAUAAUCAGGGCUUUAUUGUCACUUCUCCACAGUUAACAAAUAGCAGUGACUUUAUUGCCUCUUUUGGGGCCGCGUAUCCCCCAAGACCAUCAAUUACAAUCAUUCCAGCUGGUCAGCAGCAGAUUUUUCAGCAGGUCUCUCCAGCCACAGUCAUACCUGGCGCUGUCCACAGGCCACAGGUGCAACAAAUUAGCAACAAUGUUGUGACACUGUCAAAUGUCCAGAGUCCUGCUGUAUACUCAACACAGCCUAGUCAGCUUCAACCAAACAGAUCCACCUCACAACCUCUUCAGACCUUUUCUAUGUCUGCAAAGGACACCAAUAGCAGAGAUCAGAGCUUACUGAAACGAGGACUGGCACCACAGGAAAUGGACAACGUAGCAAAAAAAUCAAAGCCUGACUUGUCACCACAAAAAGUAGUCAUCAGAGUGGAAAAUGGCAUGGUAAAGAGAAAGUGUCCCAAUUGUCAAGAAGAAAUUCUCACAGAGGAAGCUCUAAAAUAUCACAUGAUGAACUGCCGUGCCAACGGAGGAAGCACAGCUCCAGCGGCCCUGAACACGAACUCAAACAAGCGCAUCAUGCUGGUCGCAGAUUUCUAUUACGGUAACUUUGAGGGAGACGUGCAAAAGAAGGAGGCACAGAAGACCAACACCACCUUUAAGUGCCAGAGCUGCUUAAAAGUUCUCAAGAAUAAUAUCAGGUUCAUGAACCAUAUGAAACACCACUUGGAGCUGGAAAAGCAGAACAGCGAGAGCUGGGAAAGCCACACAACCUGCCACCACUGCUACCGACAGUACAUGACCCCGUUCCAGCUGCAGUGCCACAUUGAGAGUGCUCACAGCCCAAUUGAAUCCUCAACCAAUUGCAAGAUAUGUGAGCUGGCGUUUGAAUCAGAGCAGGUGCUUCUGGAGCACAUGAAGGGAAACCACAAACCUGGGGAAAUGCCUUAUGUGUGCCAGGUUUGCAAUUACAGGUCUUCCUUCUUCUCUGAUUUGGAGACACAUUUCAGGAGCGUCCACGAAAACACAAAAGACCUGCUGUGUCCCUUCUGUCUCAAAGUUCUUAGAACUAGUCAUAUAUACAUGCAGCACUACAUGAAACAUCAGAAAAAAAAGAUCCAUCGCUGUGGAAAAUGUAGACUGAAUUUUCUCACCUACAAGGAGAAAGUGGAGCACAGGACUCAUGUCCACAAGACUUUUAGGAAGCCUAAAGCCCUGGAGGGCCUUCCUCCUGGUACAAAGGUGACCAUUAGAGCUUCCCUCACAGGAAAGUCACCUGCACUGCCGGUGUCCCCUAAGCAACCUGGUUUUGUCGUCAGUACAGAAAGUCUGAGUGUGAAUCAUCCAAUAAAACCUCAUGUUACUGUAUCUAAGUCUAAACCAACCACCUCAGAAACAGGAAAGGCAAAGAUGCCUCAGAGCAAGAAGCAAAACCCUCAGUCCAAGCACAACCUGGCACUCAGGAAUCUCAGUGCUAGUGGAGGGAUUUACACAUGCAUCGAAUGCAACGCACACGUGGACGACUUUUUCUCUCAUUUCCCAAUGGUUUCCAGUUGCGGCGCAUGCAAAUAUCGCACAAGUUGCAAAGUUUCUAUCGGGAAUCAUAUGAUAAGAUUUCACAGCACCAUCACCAAGAACAGAUUUUUGAAAAUGGAUCACAAGAAAAAUUCAUUGGCCUCAAAGUUCACGUUGGUUUGUCUCAGCUGUGACCUUCUCGUCGAUGCAUCACGUGGCGACCUGAUGACCAAACAUUUAAACGAUCGGCCGAAUCACGUAUGCAAAGUCAUAGCUGAGAAAGCAGAUAUGAAAGCCAAAGAUCGUGUGCAGCUCAUCGUGGGGCAGCCAGCCAAAGUCCAAGUGUACGUCUUGACAGCCUCACCUGCUCAAAAACCAAAGGAAACGGACCCAAAACAAGCUGAAUGUGUCUCAUCUGGAGGUGCAGCCAUCGGCACUGUUGACAAACCAGAAUUAGAGUCGCCGUUACCAGCAGGAGAUCAGAAGGAGAUUUCCACAGGAACAAGUGUUAUCCAGGCUUCCUCUGAAGAUGACUCAAAGACGUCGGUGCUGCCCGCUUUACCGUCUUCCAGCACACCUGACCUCUGUGACGAGAUCUCAGAGAGCAGAGAUGAGGAAGAUCAGUGUCCCGACUCUGUGUCUGCGGCAGAGAGUGCGACUGUGGACCAGCAGCCUCAGUCAGAUUAAACCUGUACAGACUAACUAAACAAUGACUUCCCGUUAUUCAGAAAACACCUCACCAGUGUACUAGAUGUAAAACGUCUUUAUAUUUGUGAAUAAAAAAAAAAAAAAGUAGAUCCAGUAAAGUUUUAUUUACCCUGCAAAGUUGAUCAGGAGUAUUCCCACUAAAUAUUUUUGAUUCUUUUGUAAGAUCCUCCGAAACACACAAAGUGUCUGGCGCCCUGCCGGCCUAAAGAGGGCAGUGAUUGUCAAAAAAUGUUGACACAUAAAUUUGUCAAGACCACCAGAUUUCCUUAAAAAGAAAUCCCACUUCCCGGCACAGAAUGCUCAAAUUACUUAUACCUAAAUUCUGCAUGUAGUCCUCCUAAAAAUUUGCCUGCAAAAAUAUUGUAAUUACUGAAUGUUUAAGCAGCUUGGGCCCAUCCAUAGGUUUUCCUGGUGUUUUGUAUUAAUUAGGAUAGGAGGAAGAGGAUCAAGGAAGUGAGAGGCAGUCAAAGUGUUUUGGGUUUUUAAUGUGUGGUUGCUACUAUUGUGUAUGUGCUUUUUAUUUCCUUUCAUUUUUUAUUUGUAACGAACCUCAAAGCUGCUCCCUUUAUAUAGAGUCAGGUUGCUGUGCAGCAAGUGUAAAAAUGUUAAAGUGAUGUAGCACAUAUUUACCUUGAUCACCUGCUGGUUUUAAGUAAGUUUAUCAACACUAAGACAUCUGAUUUAAACCAUUAGGAAAAUAUGUGGAAUGUUUUUUUUGGGGGGGGGUUCCCUCCCCACAUGGAAAGUGAUCUCAGCUCUGAAAGGUUUGCGUUUUAAAGGUGAACAUAACCUGAAUAUUUUAGCAUUGAGUGAAAGAUUAGGUAGAUUUCACUGUGUUAACAGAGUUGACAGAUCCAGCUUAUAAAAUAAAUACCUUUUGGAUUAGGUACUAGAUGGGUUUUGAUUUACAAUUACUGAGGGGGGGGGAUCUGGAAAUAUUUUUUACAAUACUGUGUGUUUGUUUUACUUGGCUUGAAAUGUCAGAAGGUUUGUUUAAAAAACAAAAAAACAAAAAAAAGAUCUUUCACUUGUACAGUACAGCAAGUUUGUAAAUGCAUCUAUGUCUAUUAAGGCGCUAUAAAUGUACCCCCAUCCAACCUGUUUUUAAUACAUUCUUAUAAAACUAUGGUUCCCCUUAGAACACAUUUUCCUCUGAUCAACAUUCUUGGCUUAGAUCCAAGUGUUCCUCUUCUUUGUUAUGUAAAUAAAUCUUUAAUACAAGCCA